AUGGAAGAGACCGUGGCGGCGGCAAUGCUAGUGGCAGCAGCGGUUGGGAAAAAGGAGAAAAGGAAGAAAGAAAGGAGAGGGGAGAGCAGCCGACCUGCACCAGCAGCAGCGACUUCUGGGGCUGUUCUCGGCUCCUCGGCCCCGAGCGCCUCAGCCCCACGCGCGCGGCUCGACCUCGCGCGCCUCCGCCCGCGUCGGACCCUCGGUCCCACGCGCGCGGCCCGCUGGUUGCCGGUCUCCGCCAGGGGAUACAGCCACUCGAUCAAGGGCCAGACGCUCUCGCCGGACGGCGUCGUGGUCCAGAUGAGUCGCGGCCGGAUCGCACCCCGCCUGGAGCCGACGUGCUCGCCGUCCACGGGCGAGUACUAUGUCGACGCCUCGGGGGGUGAUCUCCAGGUCGAUGUGUUGAACUGGACGCUAGCCAACGGCAGCCUCGCGCCCAAGUCGUGGACCGACUACCUCUACUUGUCGGUCGGCAGCACUCUCUCCAACGCCGGCGUAAGCGGGCCAGCCUUUCACCACGGACCUCAGAUCAGCAAUGUCCACGAGCUCGAUAUGGUCACAGGCAAGGGCGAGCUGAUAACAUGCUCAGAAGAGCAGAACUCAGAGCUGUUCCAUGGAGUUCUCGGUGGUCCGGGACAGUUUGGGAUCAUCAUCAGAGCCCGGAUUGCACUGGAGACAGCUCCUCACGGGGUGAGAUGGAUCCGAGUACUGUACUCCGACUUCGCGGCCUUCACCAGAGACCAGGAGCUCCUCGUCUCGCUCCACAGCGCCCACCGGAGCGAAAGGUUCGACUACAUCGAAGGCUUCGUCAUCAUUGAUGAAGGCCUCAUCAACAAACUGGAGGUCGUCCUUCUUCUUCCCCAAGAACCCUGUUAA
Molecule: messenger RNA, 879 nt
Organism: Musa acuminata AAA Group (dessert banana)
Lineage: Eukaryota; Viridiplantae; Streptophyta; Magnoliopsida; Zingiberales; Musaceae
Product: cytokinin dehydrogenase 5-like
Exons: 2
Coding region: 1-879 (292 amino acids)
Biological process (GO): cytokinin metabolic process
Molecular function (GO): cytokinin dehydrogenase activity; FAD binding
Source: RefSeq, a predicted model, not a curated record